This is a messenger RNA of Saccostrea echinata, 3281 nucleotides long. RefSeq names its product IgGFc-binding protein-like. Bases 23 to 1648 code for a protein of 541 amino acids. NCBI's taxonomy places the organism in Eukaryota, Metazoa, Mollusca, Bivalvia, Ostreida, Ostreidae. The transcript is spliced from 3 exons. The record is from RefSeq and is a predicted model, not a curated record.
UUGAUUAAUAUAUAACGCCGAAAUGGAAAGGAGCAAAUUAUUUUGGCAUUUGAUUCUUCUUGUGAUAUACAUAACAGAUUCCUAUGCAGGGAAUUCCUCCAUCAUAAAUAAUAAUUCCAGUCCAGAAGAAUCGGAUCUUCUGAAAAAUGUGAUAACUGUUUUGGAACAAUUCGUGAAAGACCACGCCAUCAAAAUGGAAAUAAUUGAAGACAAACUUGAUACCAUGUACGAGAAACUCUUGCAUUGCGGGGCUAAAACUUCACUACACGCUUCACUAAAAUCGAAAAACAGCACAAUAAGGACAAGAAAAUAUGCCACUACAGCAGCAGAAACAACAAAACCAACCCCUGCCACAAUGGUGACAACUUCAAUGACACCAUCAUCAUCAGUUUCAUCAACAGGCAGCAGAGGGAAAGAAUUCCUUAUCCUAUUCAUGCGAAACUAUCCCUACGUAUCAGGGUCCGUAACAAUCUACAUUACAACAGACAAUAAUACAUCCGUUAAUAUCUCAACUUCCCCUAAUUUGAGAGCCAAGAUUAAAUCAGCAACGGACAGAAUUAUGAAUGUUUUUUCUUACUCCAGUAUCACACUCCCUUUCAAUCUGACAUGUGAAUACUUAACAAUUGAAGCCAAAGCCAUACUGCUACAGACAUCUGAAUUAUCGACCGUAUCUAUCUUCGAUAGCUUUUAUAAAAUAUCUAACGAUGGAACUCUAAUUAUACCAACAGAGAAAUUGUCAACGACAUAUCUUGUUUCGUCAACGAAGCCAUACUAUUCUGGUAGCAACGACUACUACAGCCAGUUUGCUAUUGCAAUCGCACAUGAAAAAACGAAAGUUAAGAUCAGAUUUAGAAUGAAGAGCAAUACUUCAAUUUCUCUACUUGGUGGAACAUACAAAGACCAGGACGUAUUCACAGUAUCUUUAGUUAAGUAUGAAACUUUGCAAAUUAGGCAUACUACUGACCUAACAGGAACAUUUAUUACAUCAUCAGAACCAAUAGCCGUUUUCUCUGGAAAUAGAUGUCAGCAUCUAAAACUUGGUGCAUGUAGUCACUUGGUAACUCAGUUACCUCCAACUACCGAAUUCGAUAACAAAUACAUUGUUCCCCCGUUCUAUGGUAACUCGAGGACAUUGAUUCAAGUGAUCAGUGAAAGUCAAAGUUCCGUUGACGUCACAAUCGGAAACCAGGAAUCAACGUGGCAUAUGAAGGAAAAAGAAUACAGAAACAUUGAAGUGGCAUCAGAUGAAAUAACUAUUUUAGAGUCAGAUAAUGCCAUCUUGGUAACUGGUUUCGGAAUGGGUUCAAGAAGUAACGACCCGUAUAUGACCGUCAUUCCUGGUGUCCAUCAAUAUGUUGACUACUAUAAGAUUGUUGUACCAGAUGGAUAUAUAAAUAACUACAUCUGUGUAAUAAUUCCGAACAAAUUUACCAAAUAUCUUCAGAUAAAUGGUUCCUCUUUUGAUUAUUACAAAACUGUCCAUCUGAGCUCUGCAGUCUUAGAUACUACCUUCAGCAUUCGUGUACUUGAAGUUAACAACGGACCCGUGGUUGUAUCCACAACUAAUAACGCAAAAUUCGGGUUAAUUGUUUACGGGCAUAGGGGUUAUGACGGAUAUGGAUUCGCUGGCAAUUAUGUACUUUCCUAAUAUUUUCAAGGAUGGUUAGAGGAUGCUACAUUUAAAUAGUUUAAAUUACAUUGAAUUUCAUCAUUUUAAAAUAUCAUUUUAAUAAAGUAUUAUAACUGAUGGAAGCAUCUGUAUUGCUACAUGUAAUCAAAAUCAUUAUGUUUUAGCCUUAUCGACAUGUGAUAAAAAGAGUAAAAUUUGUGUUUAACUGUAAACCUAUUGCCUUUGCAUGUAAUACUCACCUAUCAUUAUAAUCCUAGACGAUCGCAAAUAUAUGGUACAUGCGUGUCUCUGAAUCCCCUCACAGCUUAGUUGCAUGCAAUUCAAUAACAAUAUUUUCUCACUUUUUUCUCAGAAAUAUUAAAACGUUUAUAAAUAUUGAUUUAACUGCCCUCCUCCAUCUUUCCUGAAAGGGUAUUCCUUUUUAUCCUAUCUUUAGCAUUCUAUACAAAAUUAUAAAUUAUUAUGUUGUUCUCUUUGACAUAUUCUUCAAGAGUGUUUAGGAAAUCCUUGCUAUAUACUGUAAUUUUGAUCUGAAGAGGUUAUGCACAAUCUCUUUCUUUUCAAAAAUUGUUAAUUUUAUUUUUUUUUUCCAGGGUUUAAGAGUAUCAGCAAUUUUAUAUAGUGUUUUUUUUCCAUUCCGAUAUAUUCUCACAGAGACUUUUAUUGUGUCGUAAAUAAAUUCCAAGAGUUUUCACUAUGUCAUUUGUUACUUUAUUCCAAAGACAUUUUUACAUGUGAUAUCAGAGCUCGUGCACUUCAUUUUCAAUAUGCAAAUAAUUGUGUAUAUUUUGGUUUAAAUUAAUUAAACUGAGAACAUUUUAUUUAUUUAUGCGGUUUUAAGUUAUUUUGUAAAUACAACACACAUCACAAUUGCUUGUAAAUCAGUUCUAAUUGAUAAUUCAACAAUGAAUCAAACUGAGGUAACACGAGCAUAAACAUUUGAAAACUAUCACAUAUGUGUAUAAAUAAUGAAUCAAUACACAUUAUACUGUUCUGAUCAAUAAUGAUGAUUUGCUCAAACAUUUGGAAAUCAGAUGUGCUUUUCUCUACUAAUUGCUUAUACAGCAUUAAAAAACUGUUUUGAAAUCUCCAUUUUAUUUUUAAUUGUAAGAACACAAUGUUAUUAUUUUAAGCUUUAUACUAUCAUAAUUUUAUUGAUGCAGAAACAUACAUAAUUAUGAACAAGGGUUCUAUUAAGUGGGAUUACAUAAACGACAUCAGUAUAUAAUCUGUUAAUAUAAUAAAAAUUCUCAUAUUUGGUCACAUCAAAGUGUUUUCUUUUAAUAUUCUUCAUAAUUUUUACAACACCGACAGUGUAUAGAACUCCAUGAUUAUUUAUUUCUUUGGUACAUAAUCAGAAUACUUCAGUCUGUAUAGGAAGAUACCUGGGAUUGUUUCCUAUUUCUAACUUUUUCCUUAAUGCGCCUUUUCAUCGGAAUUAUAUAUUCUUCUGCAUCUCCUUUAUGACGUCUUCCUGUUGAUGAAGUCAAAUAUAUUUUUAUGUAUUCUUUAAAGGUGCUUGGACACAGAUUUGAAGUUAAUAUUUUCUCAAGUUGCUAUAGCAUUUCAAACGGAAAUAAAAUAAAAAAACGGAAAAAAUUAUUGAAACUACAAAUUUCGGGACGCGUUUGAUAUGAUACAUCCUAGAACU